GUUUUCUGCUGACGCACUUACUGUGGGGAAGAAGGAGAAGCUCUGAAGAUGGAUAACGACCGAGAUUGCAUGUCAAGGUGCACCUCCUUGAUGACACUGAGGCCUACGUUGAAAUACAGUAAAUAUGGUCCAAUUACACUGUGUCUAUUUUAGCACCUUGUUUAAAAAAAAAAAAAAAAAAAAGAUGUAAAACCAGACAGGGGUACAUGCACCAGUGCUACAUACCUGACAGGAAACAUCUAUUCUUCAAAGCUUGCAGCUGUACAGGUAGGUUUUAGAAUGUCUGUCCAUAGUGAACAUCGUCUUAGAGUAGGCUGGGCAAAUAGACCUUUCCAGGUCAUGUAAUUGGAUUAAGUUGAUUAGGUUAGGGUCCGUUUCGCGUCAGGGGUCCAGAGGCAGUAUAAAAGGCAACCUGGAAAGCAAAGGUCCCUCUCUGCCCCUUCCUCCGGCUUCCUGAAGGCUGCACCGCUUCCAGCAGGGCUGCUCCAGCACCUGUCCAUCUGAGCGCCAGCGCACCUGUCCAUCUGAGCGCCAGCCGAGGAAAGAAAGUAGACCUGUAAAUUCAGGUUAGUUUCCCUGAACGACUGGUUGUUUCACGUAAUCCCUGAGGGGUUGGGGGAAAAGAGACAAAGGAGAGUGAAAGAAACAGAUCACACUGGGGCUCGCUGAUGCAGUAGGAUGUGUUCUCCUUACUCGUAAUUCUUGGAACAGAAAGCGAGAAAACAUUUCCAUCUCCGUGCCUGGGAGAAGAGCCAGAUGGAAAUGCAAAAAGAAAUUUACUCCAGCAUGCUGAAUUGGUGGGUAAAUGGAAAAAGAACUUUGGAAAAGGGGUGGUUUGCCCUUUAGCCGUGUAAGAAAUUCAUAUGCCACUUGUUCAGCGUUUGUUUAGAUGAAUUCGUAUGGCGUGUGUAAAAUACCAGAAAAAUAAAUAAAGAGGGACUGGAGCUAAAGCCAAAAAGACAGAGCAGGAAAGACCAUCACCUGCUAGUGUGGUAGAGAGGGAGAUAACUUCUCUCGAUGAAUUUGUGUUUGGAAGUUGCCUAAUGAAACGGCAAGAGUAGCGAUUUGAGUUCUGAUAGGAAGCAUCCCUUAUCCCUGACUUCAAGCAGACCUGCCAAGGGGUGACAUCGGCUAUGCCCUGUAGCUUCUAUUCUUUUGUCCCUCAGGGGACAGAGAAUCAUUGUGUCUUCUACUGGAGUGAGUGGUGAUAGACCUAAGUCCAGUCUCCAGAAUCAGUUGUUGGUUGCGAUUGAAAUCUCAACUCCAACUCCACAUACCUAGGCCGUGGGCCAUGUGGCAGGCGAAGUUUACUCUUGGACCAGGUAGUCACGGCAGAGGAACACACAAUAUCUGAGGAUGCACACACCACAUUGUGAUCCACAGAUUUGACCGACGGGUGGUGAGGUCUCCUCAUGACCACACUGUCAUGGAAUUAGCUGAGGGUUUCUUGUGGGUGUGUGAAUAUCCAUUGUGCCUAACCAUCGCUUUGUGUGUGUUUGUGUGUGAUUCAGGUGACCCAACCAUCAACCCCUGAAAAAGGCGGCCAUAAAACGCCCAGGAGACGAAGAAGAUGGCACGUCGUGACCCCAAAAGUGGGACAAACAGACUCGUGAGAGCCCAGACCCUCCAGAAGCAGCAGAGGGCCCCAGCUGGGCCAAGGGCUCCCCCACCCGAUGAAGAGGAUCCCAGGGUCAAGUGCAAAAACUGCGGUGCCUUUGGCCACACGGCCAGAAGUACCAGGUGCCCCAUGAAGUGCUGGAACGGAGCCCUGGUUCCCCAGACCUUUGGGAGAAAGGAAGGGAAGGAAAACCGGAAACCAUGGAAGCCCCAGGUUCGAAGGAACUCUGGACCCUUGAACAAGGAAAAGGGAGAGAAGGAAGAGAGACCAAGGCAACAAGACCUGCAGAGGAAGGCUCUCCUCCAGAUCUUUUCCGGGACACCUCCGGAGAAGCUGCCGCCAAAUCGAAAAGAAUCCAUGGAAUCUUGUGAUUAUCUGAGGGUUGCAAACAGGCCAAUGCCGGUCCAAACAACUAAUAAGAGGCCACGCGUGGACCGUGCCCAAACUGAUGGCUCAGCUACCAAAAUGUCUGACACGGUAUCCAUCUUGGCUUCACUGUCUCCCCUCAGAAAAGCCAGUCUGAGCUCCUCGUCAAGUCUCCGACCAAAGGAACGACAGACAGGGGCUGUGGCCGACAUCCCUCAGCCUGGAGUCAGGCAGCAGGGCCCGGAGCCUCUCGUCGUGAGGAAGCCGACACACAGCAGGCCUCAGGGUGGCCGCCGAGAAGUUCCCCAGGCUGCCUCCAAGCCCCACGGCCUGAUCCGGGUCAUCAGCCCCCAGGCACAAGACAAACGUCCUGCGGUGACCUCACAGCCCUGCCCACCAGCCGACACACACAGCUUGGGCCUCGGCUCCAAUCUCAGUUUCAGGCCAGGAGCCAAGAGACCUGCCCAGGCUCCGACUCAGGCUUGCCUGAACUUCCCCAAGAAACCGAGAAUGAGUCCCUUCCAGAUGCCCGAAAAUGCCAUCCAGGGAGGUGAGCUGGGGGCCCCGGAGCUUCUCCAACCUCCGCCAGCUGCAACCGAACUCAGACCGAGUCCGUCGCCCCAGAUGAGCAGGAGGACAACCGCCCAGGUGCCCAGCAGCGACCGGCAGCCUCCGCACAGCAGACCUUGCCUGCCUACUGCCCAGGCCUGCACCACGUCCCAUCACCCAGCGGCCAGCCACGAUGGGGCCCAGCCUCUCAGAAUGCUCUUCCGGAGACUGGAAAACGGAUGGUGGACCUCCAGCCUCCUGACAGCUCCCUCGGCCUGGAGAGACUCUUGGGAGCAACCUCCCUUUCCACUCAGAAUCCUGUGUAGCCAGGUCAAGUGCAAAACUGCGGGCCUUUGGCCACACGGCCAGAAGUACCAGGUGCCCCAUGAAGUGCUGGAACGGAGCCCUGGUUCCCCAGACCUUUGGGAGAAAGGAAGGGAAGGAAAACUGAAACUAUGGAAGCCCCAGGGAAGGAAUGCUGCAGAGAAACAGACCGGGUUCCCAUCCGGGGAGCUCCUUUGGCUCUGGGAGAUUCAGGAUGGUGGAGAGGCGGGGGCGUCUGUGGCAGGUUCUCCUAUGACAGGGGAAAAGCAACGGAAUGCAAAUGACAGUCCUUACUUGGGAAGCCUAGAGGGCCACCAGCAGGAUGGGAAGGCAACAAGACCCUGUAGAGGAAGGCUCUCCUCCAGAUCUUUUUCCGACACUCCGAGAAGCUGCUGCCAAAUCGAAAAGAAUCCAUGGAAUCUUGUGGAUUAUCUGAGGGUUGCAAGCAGGCCAAUGCCGGUCCACACAAUUAAUAAGAGGCCACGCGUGGACACUGCCCUCACUGAUGGCUCAGCUACCAAAAUGUCUGACACGGUAUCCGUCUUGGCUUCACUGUCUCCCCUCAGAAAAGCCAGUCCGAGCUCCCCUCGCCAAGUCUCCGACCAAGGAACGACAGACAGGGCUGUGGCCGACAUCCCUCAGCUCGAGUCAGGCAGCAGGGCCCGAGCCUCUCGGCCGUGGUGA
This is a messenger RNA of Chlorocebus sabaeus (green monkey), 3541 nucleotides long. Lineage: Eukaryota; Metazoa; Chordata; Mammalia; Primates; Cercopithecidae. The record is from RefSeq and is a predicted model, not a curated record.